UCACCUCAACUCAUCUUGGCUCCAGAGAACCUGGACAUCUACGUUAUUGAUUGGCCGUCGUCGAAGUUGGAAAUUGCAGUAGCACAAAAUGACCCUUCCAGACAUUUGUGGGAGAAACCAAUGAAGGCCGUGAACUUCGUUGAUGAACAGGAUAAUAAUUCACAUCCAUUCACUAUCACUUCAGUGGCGAAAACAAUAUUUGAAUCCCUUAAGGCAGAGUUUCCGAGAUUGAAGGAAAUAGUCCAAACUAUCCCCAAUGACGAAGAGCGUAAACAACUGGAGGAGUAUGUUCAAGGCUUGACGGAAGCGUUGGCGGAGGAAGAAAGUAGUUCUGACAUCGAUUCCAUCUUCUUCAUCAAUUGCGCAUUGACUUCGUGGACUUUGCUUCUCUAUAAGUUAGCUCGCUCAAUUAAGGAGUUUAGCCAACAUGAAAAGAAUCCAUAUAGAAAUACAAGCUCAGGCAGUGGGUCUCGUGUCGAACCUGAUGAAAGUAAAGAAACGCAGAUGGACGAAGCACAUGACCAAGUGAAGACACUUACAUGUGACCUUGAGGCUUUGACUACGCAAACACCGGGAAAUGAACAUGAGUCUGGAAGCCAGAAUUCUAAUCCAGCGGACUCGAACAAAGAAAAAGACCUCCGAGACGCCACCAAUUCGAUGGAAACUUAA
Rodentolepis nana is the source of this 669-nucleotide messenger RNA. NCBI's taxonomy places the organism in Eukaryota, Metazoa, Platyhelminthes, Cestoda, Cyclophyllidea, Hymenolepididae. The record is from the annotation of a GenBank genome assembly.